Varroa destructor (honeybee mite) is the source of this 4155-nucleotide messenger RNA. It is a transcript of the gene magu, whose product is annotated as SPARC related modular calcium binding-like protein magu. Gene Ontology annotation, molecular function: protein binding; calcium ion binding. Lineage: Eukaryota; Metazoa; Arthropoda; Arachnida; Mesostigmata; Varroidae. The record is from RefSeq and is a predicted model, not a curated record.
CAACACCGCUACUGCUGCGUUAAUUUCUGUUGUUGUUGGCGUUGCUGUUGUUAUUAUUGUUGCUGUUAUUGUUGUUUUUGUUGUCUCUCACUCUAUGAGGAGGGUCCGUAUGCAGACUAGGUGCCAGCAGCCACGCGAGAGCAAGCAGCAGCAGCAGCAGCAGCAGCGGAAGAAACAACGUUGUUUGCUUUGUUCUAAACAGAGUGGUAUCCGUGGUAGUGGCGCAGAAGAUUACGAACAGAUGGACAGCGCCUCUGAAACUGGUCGUCUCUCGCAGAGCGACCCUUCCAGCGCGGCUAAGCAGGCGGUCUUGCGUUAAAAACAAGGAUCACUUAUGCACUGCGGCUUCCUCUAAGGUUGCUGUUCUCGGUUGUUUUUUCGAUUGGCGACUGGUUAUUUGUGUUUUUUUGUUUGGCCAGACAGCUUCAAUUAUUCGGUAUGCGACGGGCGCCGUGUGCGAGUUUUACAGACGUUGUCUUAUGUAUGAGUUCUCUUCGUAUGGGUACUGCGUUUCAUCCCGUUGUCUGUUUAUUUGUAUAGAAACUUGUAUACAAACUCACCCUGAACGCAGGCGUGGAGUCUUUAGGACGAUCUACCUCGACUACUAAACAUACCAUGCAUGUGUACGUAGCGUAGACGACAUCAGCGACGUUCAACAGAAAUUCUAAUGAUAAAGGGUAAAGACCAAGAGAAUUGGUAAUAGUGUAUCGUGCACAAGGAGUGGCAUGCCUUGCUAUUAUCGGUUGUGCAAAAAAUCGCCACUAACUUCACUGCUUCAACUUGACACCUAUUUCUUCUGUAUUAUUGAAAUUUAUCACGACUUUAUAACAUUAUUAUCAACACAAUGUCAUUGACAUUCGCGUUAAAGUCCUACACUGUGAUAGGCUCAGCGUUCUUUGUGCACACCGUUCUUUGUCAGAUUCCGUUGAAUCCUGAUGGUGGCCAGCACAAAUGCGGUCGAUGCCCGACUGCGAACUCGGACGUAAAAAGCUCAUCUUCACCGGAACCUCUCGUAUGUGCGUCAGAUGGCCGUACCUAUACUUCAUGUGAGCUACGCCAAGCUCGUUGCCUAGGUCAUCGCGUCGAACCUAGUCACCAUGGUAACUGCUCAGUCGAAAGGCGCUGCUGGGCUCAGCAAACGCAGGCCAGUUUUCAAAAAGACGUUUUUAUGCCAGCAUGCACUGCUGAUGGAGAAUUCUCGCCGGUACAAUGCCACUCAUCAGGCCAUUGUUGGUGCGUUGAUUCGCAUGGGAAAAUUGUACCCGGAUCGACCACCGCCGCUAACAAGAGACCCAACUGCAAGCGAUUCGCCUGUACGCCCAGCGAUCGAGAACUGUUCAACGCCAACAUUCUCGAAAAAUUCGCAAGGGAGGCUCGUCUUACGCAGUCCAAUAACGUGACGUACGCACGAGCCGCUGAAUGGAAAUUUCGCCAGCUUGACCGUGAUUCGGAUCUGAUGCUUGAAGACCGGGAAUACCGAGAUCUCAAAAGGCUUGUGAAACGGCUUGUCGAGCCCCGUCCCUGUGCGAGAAACUUCAUCAAAUAUAGCGAUCGUGACAAUAACGAGAUCAUUACAGCUCAGGAAUGGAUGAACUCACUGGGUGUUGGCGAAGAAGGUGAUGAGCCUGAAGGAGCCUCGGAUGACGAUAUCACGAGUUCUUUAUCCCUGCCAAACCCCGACGAACUCGAGGAGGCCUCCGAGCUGACGGAUCCCAUCAGUGCCAGCAGCCACUCAAAUGAUGACGCGCCAUUAGAGGCGGAUGACUGCGCGACUGCUCGUGACACGGCACUUGAGCGUCGACGGCAUGGAGACACUUAUGUACCGGUAUGCAAUCCUGAUGGAUCGUAUCGUGAAGUACAAUGUCAUGCAGGGGCUUGUUGGUGUGUUGCUACAAAAACAGGCAAACCUAUUCAAGGUACUCCCCGCAAAGGCAGCAUGGUAGACUGUACGAGCGCCAAAACGAAAGCUCGGAUACUUAAGGGUUGUCCAGUGAAGAAAAAAAAACUGUUUGCAAAGUAUCUCAUAUCGAUUUUUCAUAUAGAGAAAAACAGUCACGUAAAUAUGACCCUCGAUGAAGCUCUUGUGAAAACAUCCUUGUCUACGGUGCGUAAUGACACAACAUCAUGGAAAUUCGCCACGUUAGAUUUGAACCGGAGCGCCCGUCUUGAGCGUGACGAAUGGCGGGCAUUUCGAAGGCAGUGGAAGGCAGGAGCCGGCGUGCAAGCAUUAGGUAUAGCGCGGAAACGACAGGUUCGCCGAUGCUGGAGGAACGCUGCUAAAUUCUGCGACGAAGACGAAGACAAAACAGUUUCGAAAAGAGAAUGGAGCGAGUGCAUAGGCCUUAAUCUACUUCAAGAACAUCCGUCAACGGGCCGUAAGGGACCUAAUCCAUUCGACCACAUACUCAAGAGUUAACAAGGCCUCACACUACGAACGGCUUCAAGGAUUGGAUUAAAAGGACACCUAUCGUCUCGCUCAGCAUCACCAUCACAGCACAUUCACGAAGCCCUUGUAAUUAUAAAGAAAUUGCUCGGCUACGAAACUUUUAUGCUAGCCUAUUUCUUGCGUGCAGAUGCAAACAGGCGUUGCUAGAGAGUGAAACUCAAAACAAAUCAAUCCAAUCUAUGAACGACUAUACGAAUAAAUACACGUUGUUCUAUUAACUACUAGUCCGUUUUCAUUUCACCUCGAUGUAUCAUCUCAUUGGUAAAGGGAUCUCUCUAAAUUGACAGCGCGGUAGAGAUUUUUUUGUAGGUGUGGCUGUCGUCAAAAUGGUUAGCGUUAUUUUAUUGUUUGCUUUCGUUCGUUAAUGAACAAACAGCUCACACUCAACUGUUCUAUUGGAAAUGUCGAAAAAACAUCCGAGCUAUGCUACACUUAUAGCAGUUAUCUGCUCUUUUGUCUCCAUGUUUUCAAGGUGUACGCCGUAGUCUCGGACAUCAGUUGUCACUUCAUCAGUCGCUCAUAAAACAUCAACAAUCGUACAACCACUAAUCGUGAUAAUAAUUCCAAAGGUCUGUAUAUAUGUAUAUUUAAUUUCGCAAUUUAUUUACUGCGCUAUCGUUAUUACCAUACUAUAUAUAUUAUUAUUUCGACGAGUGUUGCAACUUAACAAAAUGGCAGUACACUUAGGAUAAACAUUAACGAAACAGCAAUAUCGUUUUAAUCAUUAAAUAAUAACAGCUCAUUCUUUCUAACCUGUACACCCAGAGAACGAACGUAUACAGGGAAUCAAAAAAAAAACAGUGUAUAGUGGCCCUUCUGAUGAAUAAACAAUUGUCAUUAUCUUCUAUUAUAUGUAUCCCAGCUUUAGAAGAUUCACCUAAAACCUCAAUCUAUAGACGACUAACGGCACACCCGCCAAUAGAAAUAGCAUCUGUUCUUUACGAAUCGUUGAAAUGACUGUUUGCGACGGGUAUGAUUAAGCGAUGUCGUCGUCGUCGUCGUCGUAGGCAGGGAUAUUACCUGUGCUAUACAAUAACCUAGAGUAGGCGCCCGUUUUACGAAACUACUAACUACUGCCAAAUGACGCUUGUUGACGAUAAAACAGCUGUUGCCAUCCAAAUCGGUUUUGGUAACCCGAGCAUAACAGUAUAUUCGCACCAUAUUCUUUCUCGACAGCUUUUCCUGUAUAUCGAGGGUAGACUUGAGAGCUUUCGAUCCAUGACAGACAAGAGUCCAUGGAAAGCUCACUGAUGAUUGACGCAGGCGCUGAUUUUAGCUUACCUGGCGAGUUAAAACAAUUUACCAUGACAGGGGCCCAAUCACGAUAUUGCUAUACUAUCGCAGCGAGUGCCGGCAGCUGACUGGUAAAUGAUAGAGACACUAAUAGAGAACGUCCAUUGGGUAGCUAGAACAAGAGGAUAUCGGGCAAAGGCCAAGUAUGUCAAGAUCUUUAAUAUUCAUCAACGAGCAGAUAUGUCCUUUACAUUUGUGCUAACUGUACUAACUAAACGGGGUAAUGAUAAAACAUAUCAUGGUUGUUUUAUCAGCUGCACUAAUGUAUAGCCAUUAUCAAUACCGCGUAUACAUCUCUGUUUAUGGGUGGUUGAAGCCACGGUUCUGGUGAUCUACAUAUCUGGGUCCUUAUUUAUUAAAAUCUCGUCUUUUUAAAAAUCAUAUUGUUAUGAUUAUAAAUUUACAAAUACGUUAUC